Mesocricetus auratus (golden hamster) is the source of this 1327-nucleotide messenger RNA. RefSeq names its product E3 ubiquitin-protein ligase RING2. The transcript is spliced from 5 exons. Bases 338 to 1174 code for a protein of 278 amino acids. Gene Ontology annotation, molecular function: ubiquitin protein ligase activity; chromatin binding. Gene Ontology annotation, cellular component: PcG protein complex; ubiquitin ligase complex. Lineage: Eukaryota; Metazoa; Chordata; Mammalia; Rodentia; Cricetidae. The record is from RefSeq and is a predicted model, not a curated record.
GAAAGAGCCCCUGGCUUAACUGAAAGUCAUAGCAAGCCAGCAUGAUUAACGCCUGGCAUUUUGCUGCUAGCACUUUAUCAAGCUCACCCCUAGCACUUUAUGAAACUCACCGCCAUUGACCCCUUGUUCAACCCUUGUUCGGAACUUCAAAGUUCAUUUCAUGGCAAAUCAUCUGAUUCCAUCAAGUUGUCAUCUCAGAUAUUCUGAUGCCCUGUAAGUUAAGCUUGUUCUUUAAGAAAUUUAUCAUUCAACAUAUAGCACAAACCACACUAACAAAGAAGGUUUUUACAUGCAUAAAGUCUCCCAGUACAGUUGGGUAAGCAGGUACUCAGUGUAGAUGGAAGAAUCCGAGAUCAACACCAAAUUUCUAGCCCAGCCCAAUUUGAGAGGAGAGGAGCCUCAGGCUUUGUCAGAAUCCAUAAUGUCACAGGCAGUUCAAGCCUAUGAAGUACACCGAGUAAGUGAAACAGCAGAUCCAACUGUACAAUUACCUGCAACAUCUCAGGAGGCAACAUCAAGUGACAUGGUGGCUUCAAGCUGUCCUGACUGGAAUAUCUUCAUGUGUCCAAUAUGCUUGGAUACAUUGAAGAACACCAGGAUCACCAAGGACUGUUUCCAUCGAUUCUGUAAAGAUUGUAUCAUCACAGCCCUUAGACGUGGCAACAAAGAAUGUCCUGUGUGUAGAAGAAAACUAAUUUCAAAAAGGUCAUUAGAUCCAGACCCUCAAUUUGAUGAACUCAUCAAGAAAAUGUAUUCAAGUUCUAAUGAAAAUGAUGCUUCUGAAGAGAAAUCAUUAGGCAGCAAUGAGUAUAAAACUCAGCAAGCACCCAGUGUCAUCCCUGAAAAGGAAAAGGAGAUAGAUGCCAUAAACAGUGUCCAUCCAGGAAAGAAGCAACAAGUUGAAACUGGUACUGGGUGGGAAUAUAAUCAUGACAGCUCACCCUGCAAUAGUGCAUCUACACACAGCAGUGGCAUAGCAGGUCCCAGCAACAAACGGGCCAGAACAUCUGGGCCUGACGAUGAUACUAAAUACGUAGUAGUGACCAUUGAUCCUGUGGCUGAUGUGGCUAGUGAAUAUGAAUCCAAUCUUCAUCCUACACUUAGAGGAAAAAAUGGCCCUGGAAAGACAGGGACAAAAAAGACUUCAGGUAAACAUAAGAAACGAAGAAUUUAAAGCCAGUGAAGACCAUGUGUGGCAAUUUACCAUUCUUAGGUGGCACCAUGUAAGCAGAAGCCAUUGCCUCUACCCAUCACUGUGAACAAGUCUCUAUUCAUUAUGUUUUCCUCUAACGAUGGGGCACACAAGUUAGAAACGAAAUAAAUCCAC